AUGCCAAAAGAAAUUACAUAUUGGCUACUUGUAUAUGUUGAAAACUUUCAAAGAACAAAAAAACAUCAAAGACAAUUACAGAGAGAAGCUAAAGUUAGAACAUCUAGAUUAGAGUUAUUUUGGUUACUAGCAGUGAGUAUUAAUGAUGAUAUGAAUAUGAAUAAUUUGGAUAGUGAUUCUGAAAGUGACUCUAAAGUUGAGACUAAUAAUAUUAUGUCUUCUAAAAAGUUGAACAAUAUUAUUAAACAUUUGAAAAGAGAAAUUAAAAGUAAUAAGCAUAGUGAGGCAAUAAAUUAUGUUCAAAAUAGUGCAAUUCCAACUUCAAGACAAGGUAAACAUUCAAAAACCUGGAGCUUUUUAUGGACAAUAAUAUUUGAUGCAAAUUAA
Molecule: messenger RNA, 387 nt
Organism: Cetraspora pellucida
Lineage: Eukaryota; Fungi; Glomeromycota; Glomeromycetes; Diversisporales; Gigasporaceae
Source: the annotation of a GenBank genome assembly